This is a messenger RNA of Rotaria socialis, 1962 nucleotides long. Lineage: Eukaryota; Metazoa; Rotifera; Eurotatoria; Philodinida; Philodinidae. The record is from the annotation of a GenBank genome assembly.
AUGGCAACAAAUAUUCAUGACGAUGAAAAAAUCCGGACUGAAGUUAACAUUCAAGAAAAUGUGCAUGAAGAUAUGCUGAAAGAUUCAGAAAUGAGAAAGCUGGCAGCUAUAACAGAUGAUAUAGAUAGUAUUAGUCGUCGAACAGGCACUACAGAACAAUUGGUUGUAGUCAAGAAAUCCUCAUCAGCACUAUUAACUCAACAAUCGUCUUCAAUACCACGAGACCUAUGGACAAAUAAAAUUGAAUUUCUUUUAUCAGUUAUUGGUUACGUAGUUGAUCUUGGUAAUGUUUGGCGAUUUCCGUAUACAUGCUAUAAGAAUGGUGGUGGUGCAUUUUUAAUUCCGUACAUGAUCUUUCUAUGUAUUCUUGGAAUUCCGAUGCUUUAUCUUGAAUUAUUUCUUGGUCAAUUUUAUCAUUGCGGCAAUAUUACAUUAUGGGGUAGAAUAGCACCAUCCAUGAAAGGUAUUGGUAUAGCAUCAUUUUUAAUCGUUACUGCUGUUACAUUGUUCUAUACAACUAUCAUCGCACAUGCUGUUUUUUAUUUAUUUGCGUCAUUUCGAAGAAUUAUGCCAUGGAGUUUAUGUUCUCAUUCAUGGAAUACACGACUUUGUUCGGAACGUUUGCGUCCAGACGAAAUAAAUAAUCAAACUUUUGGAGAUAUUCAUUCCAAUGGAUCAUUACCGUAUAUAAAUGAAUCGAAAAUUUCAUCAGCUGAAGAAUAUUAUGAUAUCUAUAUGUUAGGUAUAAACCGUUCAACAGGUUUAAAUGAUUUAGGUUCUAUUAAAACUGAUUUACUUUUAUGUCUUAUAUCAAUAUUCAUUCUUAUGUAUGUGUGCAUUUUUCGCGGAGUCAAAAGUACAGGCAAAGCUGUUUAUAUCACUGCUGUAUUACCUUAUAUUGUUUUAAUAAUAUUACUUAUUCAAGGUCUUAGUUUAGAAGGUUCACUAAAUGGUAUAACUUAUUUUUUAAAGCCAACAUUUGAAAGAUUGAAAGAUUUGAAAGUCUGGUAUUCAGCAGCGAAUCAAAUAUUUUUUACGCUUGGUUCUGGUUUAUCUGUUUUAACAACUUAUGGUUCAUACAAUAUAUCAACAAAUAAUUGUUAUUAUGAUGCGUUAAUUGCUGUUGUAGCAAAUUUUGCAGCAAGCUUUCUAGCUGGUUUUGUUGUUUUUUCUGCCCUAGGUCAUAUGUCAUGGCGCUUGAACAAAAAUGUAGCGACAGUUGUUGAUCAAGGAUCAAGUCUAUCAUUUAUAGCUUAUCCAGAAAUAUUAGCAACAUUUAAAUAUCCAACAUUUUUUUCAAUAAUAUUCUUCUUAAUGGUGAUUAAUCUAGGACUCGAUAGUGAUUUUGGUGGUUUAGAAGCUAUGUAUACAGCAUUGAGUGAUGAAUAUGUAUUAUUAAAGCGUCAUAGAAAAUGUGGCAUGUUCAUUAUGUGUUGUGUACUUGUUAUUGCUUGUUUGCCAACAGUUACGUACGGUGGAAAUUAUGUUGUACAAUAUUUGGAUAAAUUCUCAACUGGUCCAGCAUUAAUGCUUGUUGUCAUGAUGGAAGCAAUUGCUGCCAGUUGGGUUUAUGGAAUUAAUAAUAUUGCCAAUGAUAUGCGAAUACAUCUUGGUUUUGAACCGAAUUAUUUUUUUCGUUUUACUUGGAAAAUUUUAUGUCCAUUCAUUGUUACUUUAUUAAUGAUAUUUUCAUUAAUCUCUUCCGAUGAAUUAAUGUAUGGAAAUUACCUAUAUCCAUCAUGGUCAAUUGUAUUUGGUUGGUGUUUCAAUAUGACUUUAAUUUUACCAAUACCAAUAGUUAUGAUUUAUGUAUUUAUACGUUAUUCUGAUUCAGAAAAAUCUUUAAGAGAACGUAUUUACUUCUUAUUUGUACCAACAAUAACAAAGCAAAAAUUAAAACAACAGGUUGAAAAUGGAAAUGCAUUUAUUGUACCAUCAUCACCACCAAUUUCACAUGUUUAA